UCGAAGCGCACCACAGGCGAGCACGAUAUUCUGCGCGAUCUGUGAUCUGCGAUCUUCGAGUGAGGGCGGCUCAGUUUGGUGCUCCAGCCAACUUGGCGGCGGACCCGUUGAUUGUCGUGGUGCGGCUCGUUGGCGCCAGGGUGCCAAGUGGAAGUGAUUGAUUGCUUGAUCGGAGUGCGGAGCGUUGAUCGUCGCCGGUACCGGUCGCGAAAGGUGAAAACGGGUCCGUUGUGCAGCCGUGACCUGCCCGUCCAGACCCAUUCGUCAUACGCGCCACACCUACCACGGCGGAUUGCCGGCCCGGACCGUGGAACCCUUUCGGCCGCAAGCAAAGGGGGAACUAAAACAAAUAACGCGCGCACGAUGUGCACCAACAACAAACUGGUCCUACCACUUGUGGUCGUGGCGGUGAUCGCCUUGGUCGGCCCGGUGAGCUCGGAGGGCACGGUUUUCACCGGUGAAAGCUGUCGCCAGUCGGGGGUGCUCGUUUUCUAUCGCAUCAAGCUGGUCACCAGCUGGUCGAAGAAGCUGUUCCCCAAGCACUACCCGGAAUUCCGGCCUCCGCCGCACUGGAGCAUGACUUUCGGCCAAACGCAUAACGACAGCUUUCGCCUGUUCGAGAUGAAGCAGCUGGCGUCGGGCCCAGUGGCGACCUUCGCCGAAACAGGUCAAGUGGCACCGUUGGAGGAGUCCCUAGCCCAGCGGCAGGACGUGCUGUUCGAUGAGUUUCGGCUGCCGAAGAUCCGUAAGGGUAAGGGCGAAAGUGAGACCACGUUCUUCGUCGACGGACAGCAUUCGAGUGUGUCGUUCAUGGCGAAGAUCGUCCCGUCGCCGGACUGGUUCGUCGGUUUGGACUCCUUCAAUCUCUGCUCCCGGGGACGCUGGAUCGAUAGGACGACGGUUCCGCUUCAUCCACUGGACGCCGGCACCAGCAGUGGCCUGACGUUCACCUCGCCCAAGUGGCCAACGAAGCCGCCGGGAGUGAUCGAACGGAUCACGGCACGCUACCCGCUCCACUUUGCCAGCAGCUUUUUCUAUCCGGAAAUCAAGCAUCUUCCCGCGAUCGCACACGUCACGUUCACGAAGAUUAAAGAAUACGUUAAUCACAACAACGUGCACAAGAAGGUGAAGCGGCUCAAGCACAAGCAGCGCUCGAAGUUGCUGAAGAAGCUGACCGUGCAGCCGACGAUCCGCGGCGCUGCCCCCGUAUCUGGGAACUACAAUGAGAACGCGGUCGUGGACGAGACAAUUAACGCGGCCGACUGCAGGGUUAGCGCGUGGACGGCCUGGAGUCCUUGUAGCACGUCGUGUGGGCUCGGCAAACGGAACCGCGUCCGCAGCAUCCUUCAGACGCAACGACCCGGGGGUCUGGAGUGCCCGCCUUUGGUCGACACGCAGUGGUGUGGUUCGGCGCGGCAGUGUACCGAGAGUGACAGCUACUUCCGAUGGUGA
This is a messenger RNA of Anopheles cruzii, 1452 nucleotides long. It is a transcript of the gene mspo, whose product is annotated as spondin-2. The coding region runs from base 364 to 1452 and encodes 362 amino acids. Gene Ontology annotation, biological process: cell adhesion. Gene Ontology annotation, cellular component: extracellular matrix. The record is from RefSeq and is a predicted model, not a curated record. NCBI's taxonomy places the organism in Eukaryota, Metazoa, Arthropoda, Insecta, Diptera, Culicidae. The transcript is spliced from 4 exons.